AUGCUGUUGUCACAGAAGCCAAUGCGGUAUGGCCACACAGAGGGACACACUGAUGUCUGCUUUGAUGACACUGGGAGCUGCAUUGUAACUUGUGGCAGUGAUGGAGAUGUUAGGAUUUGGGCAAACCUGGAUGAUGAUGAUCCAAAGUCCAUUAAUGUGGGAGAUAAGGCCUACUCCUGUGCUCUAAAGAAUGGAAAACUGAUCACAGCAGUCUCCAACAACACUGUGCAGGUACACACAUUUCCCGAGGGAGAUCCGGAUGGAAUCCUUACUCGUUUCACCAUGCACGUGAACCACGUCACCUUUAACAAUGAUGGUACCAAAGUAGCUGCUGGAUCCAGUGACUUUAUGAUCAAAGUUGUGGAGGUGAGUGACAGCAGCAAGCAGAAAACGUUCCGAGGACACGAGGCUCCUGUUUUGAGCCUGUCUUUUGACCCCCAGGGUGUUUACCUGGCAUCGGCAAGCUGUGAUGGUUCUGUCAGAGUCUGGAAGAUUGCAGAUCAGACAAUCACAACAAGCUGGCUGCUGCUGCAGAAGUGUAAUGAUGUGAUAAAUGCUAAAUCAAUCUGCAGGCUUGGCUGGCAACCUGGCACUGGGAAGCUGCUGGCAGUUCCUGUAGAGAACGUUGUCAAACUCUACAGAAGAGAAACCUGGGAGACUAAAUUUGACCUAUCAGAUACCUCCAUCAAACAGCCCCUGAAUGUUGUGGCUUGGUCUCCUUGUGGGCAGUAUCUGGCAGCUGGAAGUGUGGCUGGAAGUAUAGUGGUGUGGAAUGUGGAAACCCAGGAGUGCAUAGAGAGGAUGAAGCAUGAGAAAAGUUACACUAUUUGUGGACUGGCCUGGCACCCUAAACAUAAGCAAAUUGCUUACACAGAUACUGAAGGAAAUCUGGGAUUGUUGGAGAAUGUUGGUGAUGGAAAGAAGCCAAAUGACAAGGCCACCAGUGCAGUGACCAAGGACUACAACGAUCUCUUUGAUGGGGAAGAUGAUGACUAUUUAAAUGGAGACAUGAUUGAACCACAGUCUUCUCCAAGGGCUGGAGCUAAUGAAGAUGAUGAUGACCCAAUGCCAACUUCAGGCCAUCUGAGACGAGCAAUAUUUGAUGAUGAUGAUGAUGAUGAUAACAACUCACUAGAUAUUGGGUUGAUAAAAGCUAGUUCCACUGUUCUUGAAAAGGAGGAUGAUGGGGAUGAUCCCACUGGUGGCUUUCCAGCUUUGCCACCAUCAUCUAUACAACAGCCUUUCUAUGAUGGGCCAAUGCCAACCCCCAGGCAAAAGCCCUUCCAGUCUGGCUCCACUCCUGCACAUCUCAUGCAUCGAUUCAUGGUAUGGAAUUCUGUUGGCAUCAUUCGCUGUUACAAUGAUGAGCAAGACAAUGCCAUAGACAUAGAGUUCCAUGAUACCUCCAUCCAUCAUGCAACUCACCUGCCAAACUCUCUGAAUCACACCAUGGCUGACCUCUCCACUGAAGCUGUUUUGUUGGCCUGUGAGAGCACAGAGGAACUUGCAAGCAAACUCCACUGCAUUCAUUUUGGCUCAUGGGAUGCCAACAAGGAGUGGACUGUGGACAUGCUGAAGGAUGAAGACAUUGAGGCUAUCUGUCUAGGUCAAGGCUGGGCUGCUUGUGCCACCAGUGCCUUGCUAGUUCGUGUGUUCACAGUUGGAGGAGUUCAGAAAGAGAUCUUCAGUCUCCCAGGCCCAGUGGUGUCCAUGGCAGGACAUGGAGAGCAGCUGAUGGUUAUUUAUCACAGAGGUACUGGAUUUGAUGGGGACCAGUGCCUUGGGGUACAGCUAAUGGAGCUAGGAAAGAAGAAGAAACAGAUUUUACAUGGAGACCCUCUUUCUCUAACAAGGAAAUCCUAUUUGGUAUGGGUUGGCUUCUCUGCAGAAGGUACUCCCUGUUAUGUGGAUUCUGAGGGAAUCGUGCGGAUGCUGCACCGAGGGCUCGGGAACACUUGGAUUCCUGUGUGUGACAUGAGACAGCAUUGCAAAGGACAGUCUGAUCAUUACUGGGUCGUUGGCAUCCAUGAAAAUCCCCAGCAGCUCAGGUGUAUUCCUUGUAAAGGAGCUCGAUUCCCUCCCACGCUGCCACGACCUGCUGUAGUAAUAUUGUCCUUUCAGCUUCCUUACUGUCAAGUCACAACAGAAAAGGGACAGAUGGAGGAACAGUACUGGCGUUCAGUUGUAUUUCACAACCACAUGGAUUACCUAUUGAAAAAUGGCUAUGAGUAUGAUGAAAAUGCUAAAAAUCAGGCAGUGAAAGAGCAGCAAGAACUUUUGAUGAAGCUGUUUGCUCUUUCUUGUAAACUGGAGCGUGAAUUUCGCUCUGUGGAACUUGCUGACCUCAUGACACAGAAUGUUGUGAGUUUAGCUAUCAAAUAUGCUUCUCGCUCCCGGCGGCUAAACUUAGCUCAGCGCCUCAGCGAGAUGGCUGCGGAAAAAGCAAGUGAGUUGGCAACAGCACAGGAAGAUGAAGAGGAGGAAGAGGAUUUCCGAAGGCACUUGAGUGCUGGUUACAGCAGUUCUGCCACGGAGUGGAGUCGACUGCCAGUCAGGAAUGUUCAAAAAAAAGAAAUGGAUGAGGAAACUGAUGCCUGUGAGGAAGCAGAAGAAACCCCAGAAGUGCAUAAACAGAGGCCAAAUCCUUUCUCCAGAAGUGUCACUUCAGCAGAGAUGACUACUCCGAAGUCUGUUCUAGUUGCAUCAAGCAGCCAAGGACGAGUGAAUCCAUUCAAGGUGUCAUCCAACAAAAAGGACCCAGUGGUUCCCUCAGCAAAUGUCCUAGAUACUAUGAGCAGAUACUCAAAGAAAACAUCUUUGGCUAGUGGUAGAGCUGGAAACAAGCAGAACCCUCCAGUUAUAAAGCCUCUGAUUCCCAAACCCAAGUCCAAGCAGGCUUUAGCAGCCUCCUUCUUCCAGCCUCGUACACCUACACCUAACCCUAGUGAAAAACCAGUGGAAGAAAGAGAAGAAAAAGAAGAAAGAGAAGAAAAAGCAGAAAAUGUGUCUCAUGAAGUCAAAGUCACUGUACAGGAGACCACGGCGAACAGGAGACCAAGGACAGGUUUCCAGAUGUGGCUAGAAGAGCACAGAGCAAACAUUUUGGCAGAUAAUCCGGAUCUGAACGAAGCAGCUAUAAUAAAAGAAGGCAUGAGUCGGUUUAGCAUGUUGACCUCAGAGGAAAGGAUGGCAUGGACUCAGAAAGCCAGAGGAGGAGCAGUUAAUGAUUCAGCAGAAGAUAAGAAGAGAAAGCAUCCCACAGAUGCUGAAGAGGAAGUGAAUAAUCACCAGGAGCAAAACUCAGAGGACACGAAUGUCUCCAAAAAGCCCAAGCCUUUAGAUCAAUCCACAAAUGUCAGAUUGUCAGCUUUUGCCUUCAAGCAGAGCUAA
Molecule: messenger RNA, 3390 nt
Organism: Acanthisitta chloris (rifleman)
Lineage: Eukaryota; Metazoa; Chordata; Aves; Passeriformes; Acanthisittidae
Gene: WDHD1
Product: WD repeat and HMG-box DNA binding protein 1
Biological process (GO): DNA-templated DNA replication; mitotic cell cycle; DNA repair
Cellular component (GO): nuclear replication fork
Molecular function (GO): chromatin binding; protein binding
Source: RefSeq, a predicted model, not a curated record